Messenger RNA from Drosophila obscura, 1797 nucleotides. It is a transcript of the gene GNBP1, whose product is annotated as gram-negative bacteria-binding protein 1. The coding region runs from base 183 to 1712 and encodes 509 amino acids. Gene Ontology annotation, biological process: carbohydrate metabolic process. The record is from RefSeq and is a predicted model, not a curated record. Gene Ontology annotation, molecular function: hydrolase activity, hydrolyzing O-glycosyl compounds; carbohydrate binding. The transcript is spliced from 3 exons. Lineage: Eukaryota; Metazoa; Arthropoda; Insecta; Diptera; Drosophilidae.
AGAGGAGCCUCUUCAGAGCAGGAACUGAUGUGUAAAUUUGAAUACACCCAGCCUAAGUCUUGGCAAAUAAUCGCAAUACACGAGAACCGGUCUGGAAGAGAGGUAGCCGCCACCACCUGAGUUGCUUGCUUGACUCAGCUGAGUCAGAUCAACGCGGGCACAAGGCACAAGACACAAAGUGUAUGAGCAGAAUGCCUAGACUAACAACAAUUGGCAUAUUUCUGAUGCUCUGGACUAAGAUUGGGCACAGCGAAGGCUAUAAGGUGCCCACGGCCAAGGUGGAGCUGUUGGAGAAUGGUUUUCGCGUGUCAAUUCCAGAUGAGACGGGCGUGAGGCUGGUGGCUUUCAAUGUGAAUCGCAAUCGGAAUUUCACUUCGUUUACGGAGGGUCAGUACAGCACCCGGCUGGUUGAACCGCAGCAUAAUCGCUGGUCACACGAUUUUCUUUCGGUCCCAUUGAGGGCCCAUGAUGUGUUGUAUAUGUGGACGAGUGUGCAGCAUGAGAGGGCCAUUUUCCAAGAUCUCGGGCAGCCCAUUAAUGUUUGCACAUUGGCCGCAGCUAAUCUGCCCAAGGGUUGUUCGUCUCCCGCGCAGGAAGAGCCAACAGAGAACAACAAGUUGAACACAGAGGACACCAAUGCCCCGUCAUCAACAUCAUCAUCAUCAUCGUCAUCUGAGAGAGCAGUGACCGGAGUAUGUGAACCAUCGGCAACGACAAUAUCACCGGCUCCAUUGUCAGCCAUUUGCAAGGGGCAGCUGCUGUUCGACGAGUCCUUCGAUCAACUGAACGAGACCCGUUGGAUGCACGAGGUCCGCUUACCCCUGGACACCAAAGACGCCGAGUUUGUGCUGUACGACGGAAAGGCCAGAGUCCAGGAGGGCAAUCUAGUGAUCCAACCCAUUCAGUGGUCAAGCUAUCGCCCAGACUUGUCCAUAUCGAACUCUCGGCUAGAUCUCUCCGAGCGCUGCACGGGCACGCACAACCGCCAGAAGGAGUGCAUGCUGCAGUCCAGUGGCAGCGGUCCCAGUGCCAUCAUGCCUCCCAUUGUGGCGCCUCGUGUCAGCACCAAGGAAUCGUUUGCCAUUAAAUAUGGACGCAUAGACAUUCGGGCCCAGAUGCCAAAGGGGGACUGGCUGGUACCCCUGCUGCUGUUGGAACCCCUGACUGAAUGGUACGGCCAGACGGGCUACGAGUCGGGACAGCUGCGAGUGGCCAUGGCCAGGGGAAACUCCAAGCUACGGAUGCCGCACGGCAAACUCGUCGAUGGUCGUUCACUGUAUGCCGGGCCUGUCCUUUCCACGGUCGCCCUGCAGCGCGAGGAUAUCUGGGCCACUCAGCGCAGAAAUGUGCACUUUGGCGACGAGUUCCAUACGUACAGCCUGGACUGGAGCAGCGAGCGUCUGCGCUUCUCAGUGGAUGGACAGGUGUAUGGCGAGAUGUUGAGUGGCUUUGCGGAGCUGGACUUGAACUCAAGAUGGAAGAGAGGCGGCCCCAUGGCCCCAUUCGAUCGAAUGUUCUAUAUCACGCUGGGACUUUCUGUGGGUGGCUUUGGGGACUUUGUGGAUAAUUUGCGCACUGCCACCUACGAGAAGCCAUGGAUGAAUUAUCAUCCGCAGGCUAAGCUUAAUUUCUUUGAGGCUAAAGAGCAUUGGCUGCCCUCCUGGAAACAGCCGUACCUACUGGUCGACUAUGUACGUGUCUACGCCAACUGAUAAUCAUAUUCAUAUAUUCCAUAUACAUGUGUCAGAUUGUCGGAUUCUUAUCGGUAAUAAAGCUCGGACAGUCUGUCUUAAGAAA